Molecule: messenger RNA, 2307 nt
Organism: Pungitius pungitius (ninespine stickleback)
Lineage: Eukaryota; Metazoa; Chordata; Actinopteri; Perciformes; Gasterosteidae
Exons: 6
Coding region: 30-1055 (341 amino acids)
Biological process (GO): response to bacterium
Source: RefSeq, a predicted model, not a curated record
UGUGCAAGAGAAGAGGGGGCUUCACCACCAUGAUGAGAGGACUGGCUCUUUUGGUUCUUCUAACAACACUGUACCCGAUUGGAGCUGCAGAGGUUCCUGGACAGGUCUCUUUGACUGUGGCUGAACUUGGUGCAAAUGUUACGUUUCAGUGUCCAGUUUCUGAGAAGGAACGGAAUGAUUUAUUUUUCUGGUACAAGCAGCGACUUGGAUGUACGAUCCAAACUGUUGCUACAGGAACUUUCACAAAACAAAUCCUUAGUCCCCAAUUUAACAACUCACGUUUCAGAGUCACAGCAGGAGAAACUUCUCUGACCAUCAUGAAUAUCAGCAAAGAGGACGAAGCAACAUACUUCUGUCUCGUUGGAACAGUGUAUUCACAACGUUUUGGUGAUGGCACCUUCUUGGCUGUGAAAGAUGGAGGUCUGCAGAAAUCCUUCUACGUGAAACAAAGUCCGGAGGCUGAGUCCGUCCUGCCGGGCGACUCGGUGACCCUCCAGUGUUCUCUGGUCUCCAGGGACAAAGACGACGGGGUCCAGUGUCCACAUGGACGCAGCGUGUUCUGGUUCAGAUCUGGAUCAGGAGGAUCCCAUCCAGGCAUCAUUUACACUCAGGAUACACAACCGGGGAACACAAGUUGUGUCUAUCGUCUGUCCAAAAGGAUCCAGAACUCCUCUGAUGCUGGGACUUACCACUGUGCCGUGGCCUCAUGUGGAGAGAUCCUGUUUGGUGGAGGAACCAGAGUGGACACAAAUUUAAAACUGGUUGUCAUAGUUCUUGGUGUUCUGUUGGCUUGCUGUGUGACUGUGAUCGUCCUCCUUAUUUUCUACGUGAAUCAAAACAGAGUUAAAGAAGCAACAAGUGUCGCCUGUAAUCCUGCACAAACCCAGUGGACAGCAGAUCAAUCAGCUAAUCAGGACGGAGACGGAGAAGUCAGUAAUUAUGCAGCACUGAAUCUUUCCACAAGACAAGUGAACAGAGUGAAGAAAAGAGAGCCUUCACAGGACUGUGUGUACUCCGCUGUGCGAGUGAACCACAACACACAACUCCACCUGUAGAGCAGCGAGGCUUCUCAAUGGACGGACUUUACUCAGUUUUGAAUGUUUUAAACUAAUGACGCGAACUUCAUACUUCAUACUUCACACACAUGUCAGCACGCUGGAACGUGACUGGUUGUCGAGGCUGAAGGACGUCAGUGCCUGAAGAAGAAGUAUGCGAGUUUUCCCAAAAAUGCCAAAGAACCAAAAGGGCAUACGCAUAGCUCCAACGGACAUUACGGCCUGCAGGGGAGGGGUGGGGCGCAGACGUCGAGGCCGACGGAAGUGCGGCGCAAAACGGAUCUAAAACACAACGAGCCUCUCGUAUGUCAGAACUUCUUAUGCGUAGGGACCUUCCUUUAAUUCUCACAAUAGCAAAGUCCCUCUGCGGGCAGCACUGGAUGCCGCGGCAGCCCGGAUUUAGCCCACGGGCCGCCAGUUUGACACGUGGUGUAGAGCAGGGGUUCUUAACCUUUUUCACCUCUGGGCCCAACUUUUCAACUGGUUCAUGACGUCAUCCGUCGCCACACACAGCUUAAAUUCCACCGACUCCUCCAGGAAGUGCGCCUGGAUGACGCUGCUUCAGGCUGACCAGCAGCCUGAUGACCUGUUGUGUGGCUCGGUGCCAGCGUCUCUCGGUUAGACACCAACUAACGUACAGAUGUUCAGUCUCAGCUGCUUGUGUGUCCCCGCCGCUUUGUACCCGCGGCCCUCUAGGUGGAGAUCCACCAUCUGGUGUAGAGAACCUUGAAAUCUUUUUAAAAUUAUUUUUUUUAAUUGCUACCGUGUCCACAAUUAUUAUUUCUCAUGUGUCAUUUUUGGCUUAGAAGUUAUUGAAGAGCUAAUAUUCCUCAUGAUCUCCAAACGAUCUCCUCAACAAAGGAGCGAACACCGAGUUAAACGAGACUCAAGGAAACCCAGCAAACCCAGCGCACAAUAAGGUUAAGCAUUGUUUAAUGAGAGAGAGUCUAUAUUUAUGAACUACAUAAUUGGGUGACAAAGUUAACCGCUUUCAUGCCUCACUUUUCCGAAAAAGAUCUACUUUGCUUUGAGUUUUUCCUUCUUUCUUUUGACUUCUAAUUUACUAACACACCUGCCCCUCCACACAUAAAGAAUUACCUGCAGACAGAGGUUUUUACUAUGUGAGGAACACAUGGUGUGCAAACACAGCCUGCUACCAACAUGGAUUGCCAUGUGGUUGGUAACUUAGCGUCCAGCUAGCUCCCUUCCUGAGCUCUCCCCUCUAUAUCUCACACACACACACACACACACA